CCGAAUCUAGCAGACGACAGGUGUUGUUUCUACAGCUUUCUUGCUAAAAAGAAUGGAAGGAGAUUUGAUUUGUAAUUUUAAGAAAUGUCGGAAACAUUUAACCACAUAUGCAUGGGUUACCUCUUGUUCUCAUAUAUUCUGUGAUGAACAUGGGACAAAAGAGUUCAACAAGUCAUUUGACUGUCCAGCAUGUGAAACAACAUUAUCUAGAAAAUUUGACAUAAUUCGAGUUGACUUGCAGCCAACUGAGGAGUACAAGUCUAUGGUUUUAGCUGGUCAGAAACCAGAAGUUAUCAUGGAAAUAUGUGCCAGGUCACUAGCCUUUUGGACAUAUCAGUCUCACCAAGAGAGGGCAUACCAGGAGUAUAUGGCUACAAAGGCUAAAAACCAGGCUGCUCAGCUGGAACAGUACUACGAACAGAUCAUGCUGCGAACACAGACAGAGCUGUCAUCUUUGAAGUCAAACCUUGCGACUGUCAAGAAGGAGCUUGAAGAAGCGAAGAAGAUGCAUAAUAGUGUGGGAGAAAAACUGAUGGAAAGAAGCAGACAGUACCAAAAACUACAGUCUCUGUACGAUGCUCUGCGGAGGAAGUGUAUCACGCCAUCAUCAUUUGACAGUGGCCGCGGUGAUGCAAGCAACCUAGAGCAGACGAAUCUACGACUUCAGAACUUCACGCUGGGACUCUCAUCGGUGGAUGAUGUUUUGAGACGACACAGUAGAAUACCACAGGGGUCAUCACCACCAGAGAGAGACUUCGUCUUAGAGCCAGGUCGCACGCCAACAGUAGAUCACCACGAUGAAAUUGACUCUCGAUUUCACUAUAUCGGAACACCUAGAGGUUAACAUGUAAACUACACCAUCAGAACAUCUGAAGAUUAACAUAUAUAAACUACACAACCAUGACACCUAGACGUUAUUAACUUAAAAUCUGAAUAAUGACACCUAGUGGUUAACAUCUAAAUUAGACCACCAUGAUACCUAGAGAUUAACUUCUAAACUACAUCAUCAAACACCUAGAGGUUAUCAUUUACACUACAUCAAAACAUCAAGAGAUUUAUAUCUAAAUUAUACCAGCGUCACCUAGAAGUUAACUUCUAAACUGCACAAUUAAACACCCAGAGGUUAACAUCUACAUUAUACAACCAGGACACGUAGAGGUUAGCAUCUAAACUACAUAAUCAAACACCUAGAGGUUAACAUCUAAAUUAUGACAUCUAGAGGUUAACAUCUAAACUACACCAAACACCUAGAGGUUAACAUCUAAAUUAUACCACGAUGACACCUAGAGGUUAAAUCUAAACUAUACCAUCAAACACCUAGAGGUUAACAUCUAAAUUAUACUACUGUGACCUAGAGGUUAACACCUCACUUAUACCAUCAAACACCUAAAUGUUAACAUCUAAAUUAUAUAACCAUGACACCUAGAGGUUAUCUUCUAAACUACACCAUCAAACAACUGGAGGUUAAUAAAUCUAAACACAUAUAUACUCUGUGUAACGAGAAAUAACCUAACCACUGGGCUACACACCUGCCCACAUUUACUACGUUGGUUGUGUUGACAGUGAAGUAGAUAUGGUGGUAAUUAUUAAACAUUGGGUAUUAACAUUUUAUUCUGCUGAGCAGACCUGCAGCUAAAAAACGGUUUAACCAGGAAAUGGAAUCUUUGGUAAAAGUUAAUGAUAAAUAAUUGUCAUACAUUUUGUUAUUUUUUCUUUUCUACAUUUUAUAUUCUGUAGCUACAUUUUUUUUAAAAGUAGACUAUCCAAAAAUGUUUAAUGAAGAAUACGAAUCAGUGAUUUUCAUAUUAUAAUUUAGAAUAAUGAUGUUACAUUUCGAUGGAGUUUCUACUUUAUAUUCUGUUAGCAGCACAUUCUUCAUUAUGUGUGAAGAAACAGCAGACCUGCUGUAGCUAGAACACUUAAAUUGUAAUUUAUUUUAAAGACAAAGUCUCACACCAGUUGACCUACAGGAAGGAAGGAAGGAAUUUUUUUAUUUAACGACGCACUCAACACAUUGUAUUUACGGUUAUAUGGCUUCAGACAUAU
Molecule: messenger RNA, 2046 nt
Organism: Gigantopelta aegis
Lineage: Eukaryota; Metazoa; Mollusca; Gastropoda; Neomphalida; Peltospiridae
Product: E3 ubiquitin-protein ligase CCNB1IP1-like
Exons: 12
Coding region: 53-844 (263 amino acids)
Biological process (GO): reciprocal meiotic recombination
Cellular component (GO): synaptonemal complex
Molecular function (GO): ubiquitin protein ligase activity
Source: RefSeq, a predicted model, not a curated record